AUGAUGGUGAAGCAGGUAAAGUAUAAUUUGAAUUACAAAUUAUGAUGGUAAAACAGAAACAAAAACAUGAAUGUUUUACAUUUUCCAUAGGAACAUCCAGACAAUGUCAAAUGUCCAAAAAGCAACCUCCACAGGUAUCCGCCACUCAGAAACACAUGGCCCACAAGAGACACUGUCCUGAUGUCCCCACUAGACAAGACGCAUCUCCAUCACAACGACGCAUAUCCAAUGUGUCCUCAAGGCCACCAGUCCAACUUUUGGAAAGUCCACCAACACGGGAACCACAAUACCCUCAGCUGCCUGAUGCUGACAACAUGCCCCCGGACACCCAGCAGGACACAGAAAUGGAGGAAACCUUUGUCCUUCAACUCCAGCAAAUAGACCCAACAAUACCAACAAUACCGCCUGUGAGUACGCUACCAACACAAACCACACCUGCACCACAAAUGAGCCCUAUAUCACCACACGCUACAACACAGGAUCAGGCCUUUUGGAACAGUUGGGCAACCCAACAAGCCAAUAAUCUUGAUUUUCUGCGCAGACAAACGCAAUUUCUUGCUAGUCUGCCACAUCAGCUUCCCCGAAUCAGUAUGAGUAGUAGCCGCCUAAAUGUGCAAAUUGCAAUAAUUGCCAAUACUAUGGAACUAAUGCGUGCGGACAACACACAUAUGAUGAACACUUUCCAAAGAGUAAUGGAUGAACAACACAGACAGCACCAAAACUACAUCAAUAUUCUUGAAAACAACCUAAUGAUAACAGAAAGCAUAAGCCGAAUAAUUGAAAAUCACACUGCAGCAACCACAGAACUGAAUGCUAAUCUGAGUAAUCUGAACAACAACAUCAGUUUACUCAAACCUAGACAAGCAAAAACCAGCUCAGGAAACACAACUCCGAGCAUGACCCCAGUUAAUCCCCGAUAAGGAGAUCCAGCCGGACACGAACAAACGUGACUGGGAAAGACAUUGCAGCCUCCAAAUUGGCACCCAAAAAAUAGACUUCCCGUCUGCAGGUUCAAUCUGUUUAGGAGGAGAAAACAGUGUAAGUUGCAGUGUAUGAACAACACUGAAAUCGAGCUUGGUACAUAAUUUAAGUCAUGCAUUUUGUUUUUGUUUUGUUUUU
Pseudophryne corroboree (corroboree frog) is the source of this 1119-nucleotide messenger RNA. RefSeq lists its product as uncharacterized. Bases 42 to 920 code for a protein of 292 amino acids. The record is from RefSeq and is a predicted model, not a curated record. The transcript has 2 exons. Lineage: Eukaryota; Metazoa; Chordata; Amphibia; Anura; Myobatrachidae.